CACGGGACUGAAAACACCUAACACCUUGCGUUGCGUAUUCAGAGAGGAAUUCGAUUUCAACGCGGAAAAUUUAUGUUCCUUUGUCAGACAAACCCUAACAUUCUUGUUUGCUAAUCUAAUUCUCUUGAUCUUCAUGGACAUUGCUCUUCUGUCCGACACCGUUUCACUUGCCACAUCGCAAACCCUAGGCUUAGCGAAAUUCAUUCUACGCCAGCCCUAUUUACUCUCUGCGGCGAUUCUCCCGAUGGACGCCGUGGCGCCGCCGCCUGUUAAAUCCAGUUUGCACAGAACAGCCCGUCGAACACUGCUCUGCAAGAAGCGGAGGACGAGGAGGAAAUCGUGCAGCGGCGGCGAUGAUUCGGAGGACAGCAGCGAAGGCGACGGAAUUUUCGGUGGUGGUAACGAUGAUGGAACGUUUGGUGGGGGUGGUUAUGGUGGGAGGGGGUGGAACUUUGACGGAUUUGGAGGGCAAAAUUGGGAUGAGUCAUCGCGGUGGUCGUCGAAUGAUUUCGCGUUUGAUUUUGUUUAUGAGGUGAUUUACUGGAUUGCGUUAUCGAAUUGCGUGCAUUUCGCAUUCAAGAAGGUGGUGAGGAUCGUGGCUGAUGGGGAGAGACAAGGUUCCCAUUAGACUGACUUCAUUUUUU
This is a messenger RNA of Mangifera indica (mango), 644 nucleotides long. RefSeq lists its product as uncharacterized. The transcript has a single exon. The record is from RefSeq and is a predicted model, not a curated record. NCBI's taxonomy places the organism in Eukaryota, Viridiplantae, Streptophyta, Magnoliopsida, Sapindales, Anacardiaceae. Bases 134 to 628 code for a protein of 164 amino acids.